UUUUUUCUUUAAAAAAGGCUUUACAAUAUAGACUCACUUUUGUGUGAAGUAAAUUAGGGUUUUCUCUGUCACAGUCAGCGACGGGAAAGAAGUUCCAUUGGCGUCUAGGUAUCCCACAUCACAUCUAUGGGUUUCUUGAGUUGUUGGUCUUUUUUGUGGGAUAUUAUACACAUCGAUAAGCAUCUGUCAACUGUUCCAGAAACCGAAGGUUGUCAGCAAAGAAUCGAAACUAGGAUCUGUGCUUUGCCUGACGAUUUGCUCUUGCAGAUCUUGCAUCACGUCCCAACAAAAGAGGCAGUCGCCACUUCAAUCUUGUCUAAACGAUGGCGUUAUGUCUGGACGAUGGUGCCUAGACUCGAGUUCAAAGACGAAGGCAGCGAGAGCGUUGGGUGGUUUAUUGAGAAGUCAUUGCAACUCCAUAAGGCACCGAAACUAGAUGGUUUGAUUGUCGAAAUCGGUCCACAUUGUCCUUUUGACGUAGAUGUUGGAAAGUGGGUUGAGAACGCAGUUAAUAGAGAUGUUGAAGAUUUAGAUUUCAAGCUCCUCUGGACCGCAGAGCCCACAAGAUUUCCUAAGUGCCUUUACACAUGUGACACGCUCGUUUAUUUAACUCUAUCCAACCAGAUUCUAGUGGAUGUUUCCUCCCCGGCUUCCUUACCAUCUCUCUUAUAUUUGAGUCUUCACUACGUGGUGUAUAAAGACGAUGGCUCUCUUGUUAGGCUUUUAUCAAGUUCUCCUAUUCUCAAGUGGCUGAGUGUGCAUAGACAUGAGAAUGACAACUUGAAAACCUUUACCGUGAAAGUUUCUUCUUUAGAAUCAUUUUAUUAUGAUGAUAAUUGGCUCAAGAAUGAGGUAGAGGAUAAUGAGAUUGAUGAGGUAGAGGUUGAUGCGGUAGAGGAUAAUGAGGUUGAUGAGGUAGUGGAUAAUGAGGUAGAGGUUGAUGAAGAUGAUGAUCUCAAUGGAUCGUUGGUAAUAGAUUCCCCUGCUUUAAAAAAUUUGCAGUUAUAUGAGGUUUGGGACUAUUGCUUGAUAGAGAAUAUGUCUUUCCUUGAUGAGGCAUUCAUCAACAAUGUUCCAAACCCCGAUGACAAGUUUCUGAGAUCUCUUUCUUCUGUCAUACAUCUGUACUUGUAUUUGACCAAAUCAAUGGUUGCAUGCUGUAACGCCAUCAAGUUCUCCCGGCUCAUAGAGUUACAUUUUCAUCCAGAUGAUUUAGUAGAUUGGUUGAUGCCACUUAUUUUUUUGCUUCAAAAUUCUCCUCAACUUAAAACUCUUACGAUUGACAAUAACUUCGAGGGUCUCCCACUUUCCUGGAACCAGCCGGUAUCUAUUCCCGGAUGCUUGUUGUCUCAUCUAGAGAUCUUUAGGUGGGGAGACUAUGGAGGAAGAGAAGAUGAGAAACAACUAAUGACAUACAUUCUGGCUAACUCAAAGUGUUUAAAGACAGUCGAGAUAUCCCUCUUAGCAACUUGCAAUCUUGAAGACAUACAAGAGGAGUUAGAAUCUAUGCCUAGGGUUUCAACAUCAUCUCAACUUCUAAUCUCCACUAAAAUGGACUGGAGGUUUAACGAUUGAUAUUGCUACUAAUUUAUUUGUUUAAGUACUAGUUAAGCUAUCAUUUAAUGAUUACAUUUAGUUAAUUAUUAGGUUACAACAUGGACUAUCUAGUGCUCAAUUUUCUUGCUCCACUACAGAACUGUAAUACUUUAAAUUGAACUCGAAAUGUUCAUUGACAUUUUAACAAAGCUAAACUGUAAGUA
This is a messenger RNA of Arabidopsis lyrata subsp. lyrata, 1760 nucleotides long. RefSeq names its product putative F-box/FBD/LRR-repeat protein At1g22000. Lineage: Eukaryota; Viridiplantae; Streptophyta; Magnoliopsida; Brassicales; Brassicaceae. The transcript has 3 exons. The record is from RefSeq and is a predicted model, not a curated record. The coding region runs from base 127 to 1575 and encodes 482 amino acids. Gene Ontology annotation, molecular function: protein binding.